CGGCGCCCCCCCUCCGCACUCCUGAGCUCCUGCCCGCCCCCUGCGCCCUGGUGGUAGGAAACACUCUCGGCUCCAACUCGACGUGUCCGGAAAGCCCUGGCCACUUUCCCUUUCGCUCUGUGGCCGCUGCCCUCCGGCUCGCCUCGCCCUCGGACCCACGGGAGCAUCCGCCGUGUGUGAGGCGCCCGGGGCCCUCGGGGCUCAGCGAGGGACGAGACGAGCCUGAGCGGCAGCUGGACGAGGAGCAAGAGCGCAGGAUCCGCUUGCAGCUUUACGUCUUCGUGGUGCGGUGCAUCGCUUACCCCUUCAACGCCAAGCAGCCCACGGACAUGGCCCGGCGGCAGCAGAAGCUUAACAAACAACAAUUGCAGUUACUGAAAGAACGUUUCCAGGCCUUCCUCAAUGGGGAAACCCAAAUUGUAGCUGAUGAAGCAUUUUGCAAUGCAGUUCGGAGUUACUAUGAGGUUUUUCUAAAGAGUGACCGAGUGGCCAGAAUGGUACAGAGUGGAGGAUGUUCUGCCAGUGACUUCAGGGAAGUGUUUAAGAAAAAUAUAGAGAAACGUGUACGCAGUUUGCCAGAAAUAGAUGGCUUGAGCAAAGAAACAGUGCUGAGCUCAUGGAUAGCCAAAUAUGAUGCCAUUUACAGGGGCGAAGAGGACUUGUGCAAACAGCCAAACAGAAUGACCCUAAGUGCUGUGUCUGAACUUAUUCUGAGCAAGGAACAACUCUAUGAAAUGUUUCAGCAGAUUCUAGGUAUUAAAAAACUAGAACACCAGCUCCUGUAUAAUGCAUGUCAGCUGGAUAAUGCAGAUGAACAAGCAGCCCAGAUCAGAAGGGAACUUGAUGGUCGGCUACAAUUGGCAGAAAAAAUGGCAAAGGAAAGAAGAUUCCCCAAAUUUAUAGCCAAAGAAAUGGAGAAUAUGUAUAUUGAAGAGUUGAGGUCUUCUGUGAAUUUGCUAAUGGCCAAUUUGGAAAGUCUUCCAGUUUCAAAAGGUGGCCCAGAAUUUAAAUUACAAAAAUUAAAACGUUCACAGAAUUCUGCGUUUUUGGACCUAGGAGAUGAGAAUGAGAUUCAGCUAUCCAAGUCAGACGUUGUACUGUCUUUCACCUUGGAGAUUGUCAUAAUGGAAGUACAAGGUUUGAAGUCAGUCGCUCCCAAUCGAAUUGUUUACUGCACAAUGGAGGUGGAAGGAGGAGAGAAACUGCAGACUGACCAGGCUGAAGCCUCAAGGCCACAAUGGGGAACUCAAGGAGAUUUCACCACCACCCACCCUAGGCCUGUGGUCAAAGUAAAGCUCUUCACAGAAAGCACGGGAGUGCUGGCCCUGGAAGACAAGGAGCUGGGAAGGGUGAUAUUAUAUCCAACUUCUAAUAGCUCUAAGUCAGCUGAAUUACACCGAAUGAUAGUUCCAAAAAAUAGUCAGGACUCUGACUUAAAAAUCAAACUGGCAGUGCGUAUGGAUAAACCACCACACAUGAAGCAUAGUGGGUAUCUGUAUGCUGUUGGACAAAAGGUUUGGAAAAGAUGGAAAAAACGUUACUUUGUUCUCGUUCAGGUUAGUCAGUACACUUUUGCUAUGUGCAGUUAUAGAGAAAAAAAGUCUGAACCACAAGAAUUAAUGCAGCUUGAAGGAUACACUGUGGAUUAUACAGAUCCCCACCCAGGCCUUCAGGGUGGCGAGAUGUUUUUUAAUGCUGUUAAAGAAGGAGAUACUGUAAUAUUUGCCACUGAUGAUGAACAGGACCGGAUAUUAUGGGUUCAAGCCAUGUACAGGGCCACAGGUCAAUCAUAUAAACCAGUUCCUGCAAUCCAAACUCAGAAGCUCAAUCCUAAAGGAGGAACUCUUCAUGCUGAUGCUCAGCUUUCUGGUAAAGAUGCAGAUCGUUUUCAGAAACACGGUAUGGAUGAGUUUAUUUCUGCUAAUCCUUGCAAGCUUGACCACGCCUUCCUUUUUAGACUACUCCAGAGGCAGACUUUGGAUCAUAGACUGAAUGAUUCUUAUUCUUGUUUGGGAUGGUUUAGCCCUGGCCAAGUCUUUGUGUUAGAUGAGUACUGUGCCCGUUAUGGCGUGAGAGGCUGUCAUAGACAUCUCUGCUACCUUACAGAACUGAUGGAACAUUCAGAAAACGGUGCUGUCAUUGACCCAACCCUGCUCCAUUACAGCUUUGCAUUCUGUGCCUCUCAUGUGCACGGCAACAGGCCUGAUGGAAUUGGAACUGUUUCAGUGGAAGAAAAGGAGAGGUUUGAAGAGAUAAAAGAGAGAUUGUCUUCCCUUUUAGAAAAUCAGAUAAGCCAUUUCAGAUAUUGUUUUCCCUUUGGACGACCUGAAGGUGCUCUAAAAGCUACACUUUCAUUACUUGAAAGGGUUUUAAUGAAAGAUAUUGCCACUCCCAUCCCAGCAGAAGAGGUGAAGAAAGUGGUCAGAAAAUGUCUUGAAAAAGCUGCCUUGAUCAAUUACACUAGACUCACAGAAUAUGCCAAAAUAGAAGGCCCAGCAGAAAAGGAAACAGAGACCAUGAACCUGGCAACUCCUGCCAGGAAGCUGGAAGAGGUUCUUCAUCUAGCAGAGCUCUGCAUAGAAGUCUUACAGCAGAAUGAAGAGCAUCAUGCAGAGGGAAGAGAGGCAUUUGCCUGGUGGCCUGAUUUAUUGGCUGAGCAUGCGGAGAAAUUUUGGGCUUUAUUCACAGUAGAUAUGGAUACUGCACUGGAGACUCAACCACAAGACUCCUGGGAUAGUUUUCCUCUUUUCCAACUGCUUAAUAAUUUCCUCAGAAACGACUCACUUUUGUGUAAUGGAAAAUUUCACAAACACUUGCAAGAGAUCUUUGUGCCCUUGGUUGUCCGCUACGUGGAUCUCAUGGAGUCUUCCAUCGCCCAGUCAGUUCACAAAGGUUUUGAGCAAGAAACGUGGCAGCCAGUCAAGAGUAUCGCCAACAGUCUUCCCAAUGUAGCUCUUCCAAAAGUUCCAAGUCUGCCUCUUAAUCUUCCACAGAUUCCUAACUUUUCUACUCCUUCGUGGAUGGCUUCUUUAUAUGAGUCCACCAAUGGCUCGGCAACAUCGGAAGAUCUUUUUUGGAAACUUGAUGCACUUCAAAUGUUUGUCUUUGAUCUUCAUUGGCCAGAACAAGAAUUUGCCCAUCACUUAGAACAAAGACUUAAACUAAUGGCCAGUGACAUGAUAGAGGCCUGUGUCAAAAGAACAAGAACUGCAUUUGAACUUAAGCUGCAAAAGGCAAGCAAAACAACUGAUUUGCGCAUUCCAGCUUCUGUGUGCACAAUGUUUAAUGUAUUAGUCGAUGCCAAAAAACAAAGCACCAAACUCUGUGCCCUGGAUGGAGGACAGGAGGUCCAGUUGGGUAGUCAGUGGCAACAGUACCACUCAAAAAUAGACGAUUUGAUUGACAACACUGUAAAAGAAAUCAUUUCGCUGCUAGUUUCAAAGUUUGUUUCAGUGUUGGAAGGGGUGCUGUCGAAGCUGUCAAGGUAUGAUGAAGGCUCUUUCUUUUCAUCCAUUCUGUCAUUCACUGUGAAAGCAGCAGCAAAAUAUGUUGAUGUUCCUAAGCCAGGAAUGGAUCUCGCAGACACCUAUAUUAUGUUUGUUCGGCAAAACCAGGACAUUCUUCGAGAAAAGGUCAAUGAAGAAAUGUAUAUAGAAAAGUUGUUUGAUCAAUGGUACAGCAAUUCCAUGAAAGUUAUUUGCAUGUGGUUGGCUGAUAGAUUAGAUCUCCAGCUUCACAUUUAUCAACUGAGGACUCUCAUCAAGAUUGUAAAGAAAACUUAUAGGGACUUUCGACUGCAGGGGGUAUUGGAAGGAACACUGAACAGUAAGACCUAUGACACUCUGCACAGACGCCUCACAGUGGAAGAGGCCACUGUCUCUGCUUCCGAAGGGGGAGGGCUUCAGGGCAUCACUAUGAAAGACAGUGAUGAAGAAGAGGAAGCCUGAUGACACAUAGUGCUGGAGAAGAAAGGAGGACAUUGACACUGUCUUUUGUACCUUGUCCUUGUAAUUAUAUUUAUUGUCUUAAUCAAAUGCUUGUAUUUCUUUAAGAAAGAAAUGAAGUUAGAGUUAAAAGGGAAAAAUGCCAAGUAUUUUUUGGAAGAUCCUUCUCUUUUGUGUAGCUUGACCUAGAAUGAGCUUUGACUUUGUUUGUGAUUAGAACAUGAUUUUUUUUCUUUUUAAAGCAAAUUUGACCUUUUGUUUUUCUGCACUCACAUCAGAGCAAGGUCCUGUGUGUAAAGUGAAUUGUAUUUUCCAUAAUAUAACAUAGUGAGAAGAAGCCACUUCUGAUCACUGUGCCAACUCUACCCUCCCUUUGUUAAAAUGUUGUGUACCUUCUGGUUUAUAAUUUAUGUGCCAGGUUGGUUUUCUAGUUAUUUUGCCAGUGUUGUGAUGUGUAUAAAAACUUUAACCUUGGUUUUCAUUACCUUGAAUUUGUCUGCAGGUGUAAUCCCGGGCUUAAAGGACUACCAAACCCAAAUAUAGACUAGAUUAUCCAUUGGGCUUGUGUCUUGUUCCAUUCUGAACAUUUAAGUUUAAGAAAUCCCAAGGUGUGCUUCCACCAACAUACCGUACUCCUACUUCUAAGUAUAAGAGCUUGCUGGCAAUAAAAAUCCAUUUGGUCAUAACAGCCUGUACUUAUUAGACUUGUAUAGAUUAAAUGCAGUAAAAGAUGU
Molecule: messenger RNA, 4678 nt
Organism: Fukomys damarensis (Damara mole-rat)
Lineage: Eukaryota; Metazoa; Chordata; Mammalia; Rodentia; Bathyergidae
Gene: Cadps2
Product: calcium dependent secretion activator 2
Exons: 32
Coding region: 330-3947 (1205 amino acids)
Biological process (GO): positive regulation of exocytosis; synaptic vesicle exocytosis; dense core granule exocytosis
Cellular component (GO): glutamatergic synapse
Source: RefSeq, a predicted model, not a curated record